UAUCGAUCUAGCUGGAAUGUGGGAGAACUGGCUCGCACAUCAACGAGUGAGGACAAUGUUGAUGUGGUAAUUCAAGCAUUCAGGCGAUAUCCACGACAGUAUGUAAGGCAGUGUGUCUACAUUUAUCUGAGACACCACUCCAACAGAGGCAGUGUCAUGGGAUAUUUCUCCUGCUCGUCUAGAUCCCGAAGCGACAAGUGACGUCAACCAGUACCCUGAUGUCUACCACUUGCAACAGGCAGCUGGUGGCGAGCGAAGGCACCUGAUUAACUAUAACAGACGGGUCUCACUUCAAAACAAACAUGCCUAAGCCCACCUUCAACACGAUGGGUCCAGUUUCCAGAGGGCCUACCCACGCCAGCUGUGUCCUCCGGGGGUGGAGGAGCUCCCUGAUACUGCUACUUCUGGUGCCCGCUGGGAUCACCGCUGCCAGCGUCAGCCCUAAGACUCGCACAUUCAUCGUCACCGAUUCCACUAACGAGAUUGAAUCGUUUGUCAAGAAGCUGGAGUAUGAAGCAGCUAACGGUGUGGAGUAUACAGUGGAUGGAGUGGUGGUUCCUGUCGACCUGAACCUCCUUCCAGAUGACAUCAUCGCUGAGGACAUCCAAGAUGGCUUGGAGGAGGAAUUCACGACUGUUGACAAGGAACUUGGUGAUAACACUACUGAAACUGUCAACGCCACUACCAAUGCAGCUCAGAGCCGUCAGUUAUCACUCAUCUUCCAAGGUGUCUAUGCACCAGAUGCUCGCUUUAAUGCCUUUGCGGAUGGUGUGAUGGUCAACAUGGUAGCAGAAAUGAAGAGGAAGCAGAUGGAUCCACUUUACUUCCGCGUGUAUAACCGAGGCAUUGUGGAACAUGUUGCAACUCGUGCUGGACGUGACGGUCGACGAGAUGAACCUGCAGCAACUUCUUCUAACUUUAGGAACACUGGUACUAGGAGAGGAAGACAGCAAGGCAAUGCCAUCGGUGGAGGUGUUGUCCGUGGACUAACAAAUGUUAAACGUUUUGGCAAUGCCGAGGUUCAGAUUGCUGGAAACCUGACUCUGAUCCGUGCUCACUGGCUCACUGGGCCUCUGGACUUGAUAAUAGACUAUCGAGCAAGUCCUGGCAUCACUAGAGUCCGCACUGGGCUCCAGGCUGUCCAGUUAGAUACAUUGACUGUUAUUGACCGAUUUGGUGCUGAAAUGUCAGACUUUCAUAUCGUCAGCCCACUGUUUGACUACAUGCCGUACUUUGGAAACCGAACCUUGGCACAGCAGCAGAUGACUGAGCUUGUGGUGCGCCACCUCUUCUCCAAUACCUCCUUCAUGUCCCUCCUCUUGCGGGAUUCCUUUGAGAUUGCCUCCUAUGACAAGAUUAUUCCCCAGUUUGGUACAGAAUCAAACUACUAUUCUGUCCUCAAGUACCUGUUCAAUAGGGUACCAGUUGCAAGUGGCAGGUCACAAUCUGUGCCUCAGGGAGUUUCCAUACCAGGAAUACCCUCGGCCGUGGCGGCCUACCUGGCAAAUGCUGCCCACACUGCUCGCGCUGCUCUAGAGAACUUGGGUUAACACCUACAUAAAGAUGAACAUGGAAAUUUAGUAACUGAAACACCUCUACUAUAAAGGAUUUCCAGGUUACUUUUAAAUGGUUGGGAGGUCACGCCUUUAUGCUGUUACGAGCAGUUGUGAACUUGAUCUGAAUGCUGAUAUAAGUUUAAUUAACAGCAAGAUCAUGAAUGAGUUUUUAUUUGUUUAGAAUGAGAUCGAUGCAAGUGACAUUUUCAAAUCCAUUAGUCAGUAUCUUACAUAAUUGUAUGAACCAAUUAAUUAAAUAAGUGAAGUACGUAUGUAGAUAUAUCACUUCACAAAUUUAAAAUGGUAAUGCAGUAGUGUAAUGUAGAGUAUUAGGUACUGCAGCCUACUUUGUUUUUGUGUAGUACAGUAUUUUGUUUGAAAGAUCAGCACAUUACACGUGAUGGUCAUAGUUCUCUUUCAGCAUUAUCAACUACUGUAUAUAGUAUUUACAUAGAAUUUAUGUACAUAUAGAAUUCAAAAUCAAGUUUUUCUAAAGUUACAGUUACAGUAUAAAUAUGUACAUAAAUAGGUGUGUAUGUUUGUCUACACAUAAACUCUCUCUCUACACUACCAGUAUUUUCUUUUCACUUUCCUUUUUUAGUUCUUGCUUAUUCUUUUUUCACUCUGUCCUUUACUAUCAACAAAUUAGUGUAACUUAUGGUCUGUGAUAUAAAAUUGUUGUUAUGACUUAAGCUGGAGAAGUAGAAUUACAGUAAUGGCAAAUUAGGUUACCAGUGGCAUCAUUAGCAGUCAGCUCUUGAAGUCGCACUCCUCACACUUUGAACACGUUCUUUAUACUCGAGAUAAAAUUCUUGUCUGACGUCCAUACAUUUUAUAAAUUAAAUACGUACAAUAAAACAUAUUAAUACAGUGACCAAAAUUAUAAAGAUUGUGAGUUGAAAGAUUUGUUCUUUUAGCGAAUUAACACUUUACUAUGUCUUGUAUUUACUCGUCCUUGUCAUAAGUCAGUUGUUUUACUUGGUUGUUGUGCAGCACGAAACACUAUUAUCUAUUUAUUUGUUUGCUGUAAAUUUGUUUAUUGUUUUUGUUACAGUAUUUAUUUUUAUUUCUGUGUUAGUUCUUUUUGGCAAUGUUGUCAUAUAUAUUUCUUAAUGGUUCACAUAGUACGUAUAUAUUGACCUUAACAAAUAAAACAUUAACUGUU
This is a messenger RNA of Homarus americanus (American lobster), 2721 nucleotides long. RefSeq lists its product as uncharacterized. The transcript is spliced from 10 exons. The record is from RefSeq and is a predicted model, not a curated record. Bases 303 to 1550 code for a protein of 415 amino acids. NCBI's taxonomy places the organism in Eukaryota, Metazoa, Arthropoda, Malacostraca, Decapoda, Nephropidae.